CAAUUGGUAUUGGAUAAUGUUUUUGCUUCAAUAAAUAACUAUCAAUUAAAAACAUAUUUUUUGUUUACUUAGGUUGCCUUUGUUUUAUCUUAGAUUUUGUUUUCAUUUCUGACACUGUCACGAGGGAGACCUCAGAGAGUCCAUGGAGGCGAAUGCACAUGCAGAACUUCUUUAUUGAAGACAACACAGGGAACAGGCUUAAGGAAACAGACUUAAGCCCAAAGUAUACUUUAAUUUUUACACAUACACUAGGAACAGCAUACAGUAUGUGUGACACAAAUUUAGUCAUCAGCAGAGUACAUGCGUACUGUAUGCGCACCGCCAGAUUUUUCCAAUCACGUGUACUUUGUAUGCGCAAGGUCGCACAUGCGCAUUUAAUGCUUUUGCACUAUUUAGUUGCUCCACAAGCUGGCAACAGUGACCCAGGGCCAUUGAUUUUCAAGGUAGUCGAAGAAAUAAUGGAAUAAACGGAAGAGACGGAAAUGAGUGCAACUCAGAGCAACAAUGGAUGGCUACAUGAAUGAGAGAUUGUGCAAGGAGAUUAGAAAGUACCCACAUUUGUAUAAGUUGUGUUAUGAUUCUUCUUCACUGUCAUUCUUCACACUAGAAGACCUGCUUUACUGCUCUGUGCUGACUCUUGUAGGCCAGGAGGAGUAGUGCAUCUCCUGUGUACAAGUACAUGUCAAAUGGAGUAUACUUUUGAAGGCUAUGCGUACAACUGUGUGCAUAUGCUAGUGUACGUGUAAAAAAAAUAAGCAUACUUUUGGCUUUAAGGGACAAACAUGAGGAAUAGACACACUAAGAACCAGGAUUAGAACUUAAUAAACCAGAACUUAAUAAACUAGAAAGUAAACACUAAGAAAAAUGCUAAAUAAUCAAAAACAUAUUUUUUGUGCAAAUAACAGAAACAUAGCAAACAUUAAAAAAACCCCAGAAACUCAAACAUAACCUGACAUGAGUUAAUGCUCCAGCAACUAAGGAAGAAACACAGGGAACUUAAAUAGAGCACUAAACAAUCAGGGAAAUAAGAAACACGUGAGUAUGGCUACACAGAAAAUGGAGGGAGACAACAAAGGAAGAAGUUCUACACACGGAAAAUGGGUGCGCUCUACUGGUCCAAGAUGUAACUACCCCUGGGAGGCCAUGACAGAAACAAUUUAGCAUGAGAUAUACACAAAAACAUCUGGGUUAUGCACGUAAGUAGUUAUAUCAUACACUUUCUGUCAAACUGUCAAUCAAAGUGUUGUGUGUGAUAAUUUAUGACCCUCUGUGCUUCCCUGACUGGCAGGUCUGUAGGGGUGGUGAGGGGGGUAACCCUAUGGAGUUUAUCAGCUGGUCAAUCUGGCUCCUUUGUGUCUGGGGGUGUUGUGGAGAGGUGUGUGUUGGGGGGAAUAGCCCCCCUCCCAACAAAAGGUGUUUAUGUUAAUGAGUUUGGUUUUUGGUGGGGUGAAAUACGUCUGAAAAGAAAUAAUGUUUUUAAUAUGGGGCUGUGUUUGUGUUACUUUGUGGCGUUAUUUCGUUUGUGUAAACACGCUGUUAGAAAAGCAUGAUGUUUGAAUGUGUACAUAUAUGAGUAGAAUAUUUGUUUUGUGAAAUAAAUGAAAACAAAUGUUGAUUAUGUUUUUUAGGGAUCCCGGUUUACCUUUGAAUAAAAAGUUUAGGAGUUAAAGCGUCUUUUUUUUAAAAAAGAAUCUGUUUAAAAAAGAAUCUGUUUAAAAUAAUCGUUUGUAUUACAUACAUUCUAAACACAAACCUUUAGGAUGUAAAAAAUGAUCAAAAGAGCUGUUUAAAAAGAAUCCGUAUUACUAGGUUUCCAAAAAAAAAAACACAUAAAAACUUUAGGAGGUAAAAAUGGUUAAAAGAGCUGUUUAAAAAAAAUAGCACCUAUUACACGGCUUCUAAACAAAGAUCCUUACGAGGUAAAAAUGUUAAAGUGCUGGCUAAAAGAAUCUCCGUAAUGUUUAAACUAGGAGAGAAGUAUUUUCCAGAGAUGUCUUCCAGUCGCUGUGUUAAGCAGUAAUGAAGUUAAACGGAGACGCCUCACUCUCGCUAAACCCCGCCCACACAUACGCGUUUUCAGACACGCCUCUCACUCUCUCUCUAAACACACCCAUUCACAUGUUUUCAUCGUAGCCAGUAAGUUCUGUCAAAAUGUCAAUCACGGCGGUAGAACUAGAGGGCUAAUUUAUGGCCUCGUCCUUGACAGGCCUGCGUUUCUCUAGGAGUGCUUAAUUUAUGGCUCUUUGUUUCUUCCUGACCAAAGAGUUUUUUUAUGACUAGGGGGGUCGUGGUGUGAUCCUACAGAUUGUUUAUGAUAAUGAGUGUCUGCGGGGGUGUUAAUUGCUUUACGACACACCCUACAAUAGGUAUGCUUUAUGUUUAAAAGUAGGGUCAGUUACGCAGAAGUCUCUAAGAUCGCGGCCGUGUAUCAGAGCGCUGUGUAAUUUUAGGCGAAUCGUCGAUUCUCGUUUUAACUCACCGCUAAAGCUUUAUAUUUUAUUUUUGAGAAUACUUCAAAGAGGAGAUGGCUGUCUGUCGUAACAGUGAUGAUGAUAUUGUGUCUAUCCCGGACAUCGUAGACGAAAUCAGGUUUCUGAACAAGGCAAGCGGUACGUGCGUUGUUAUUCUUUAUAAUUGUUCGAUCCUAUGUAUGAUGUGUAUGUGUUUAAUGAUUUUACUUCUUUUUUUCACAAAGGGUCGAACACAGAAGUCCCGCGAGUCAGGUUUGAAAACCCCGUGCUGGGUAAGAUCUGUAAUAACGAGAUAUUUAUGUUAUGUUUAAAAAGUGGUUUAAGAUGUUUUCUUACGUAUUGUGUUCGUUUGUUUACUGUUCAAGGAUUGUCAAAUCUUGUAGACAAGAUCGCUGCACCCGAGUUCAAAAAUAGUGCUGCGGUUUCCACUGAACGCGGUAUACCAACGAGCUCUGGAAAAGCCAAGCGUAAAACAGUCGCUCAGGUCCACAGCGCGGGUGUCGCAACGUCUAAACGUAAACAAUCAAGAUCUCCCCCACGAUCGACAGACGGUGUGUAGCAUGUAUUUUUAUUUUUUUAUUUUAUUUUUUUAAAGAGUGUUUCAUCAUCCUAAUUAGUGCCGGUAUCCUAAGCAAUGUUUUGUGUUUUUUUUCCCCAAACAGAGUCAGCUGUGAAUGAACCGAGCACUAUAGACUCUUGUUUGAACUGGAAUCAGGAGCUGUUAGAUUCGUGGGACGCAUGUGUAUUUACCCCGGUUCCCGGAGACGAUCUGCCUUCAAACCAAGAAGCAUUUGGUCGCGAUGCUACUGAUGUUAUAGACAAUAACAGAGACUCGGCGGAGGUGAUACGAACCGGGUUCAAGGCCAUCGAGGACCGUAUUGCUGGUUUUGAAAAGACUUUUGCCAGCGUCACCGAGCGUCUGGACAUUAUAGAGAAGAAUCAGCGUCUUUAUAAUCAAAGUCUUGUGGAAACUUUACAAAAACAUACCAUCACACAUAAAGAAAUCAUAGCAAACCAGAGGCGUCGUAUUGGGGGCAUUCGUCGCGUUGAUCACAAUCAACACCUGACGGCGGAAUUGUUAAAACAGUUUGUACAGUUAGUUAAAAACAAGAAACUCGGGUGAGUUGUACAAUAAGUAUUUUAUACCCCUGUGUGUGUGUGUGUGUGUGUGUGUGUGGUGCGUUUAUUUGCUGGUGUGUAUCUGGUUUACUGUGUGUGAUUUUUACUAGUUUUUGUUUCAAUAAUAAAAAUGUCAAAGCGGUGUGGUGAAAACUCGUGUAAUCUGGGAGCUGCAAUUAAAUUUAGAAGAUGCGACGACGAUGGUCUGUGUACUUUUGAACAGCGUUGCAAUACAGAGACGUUACAGGGUUUAAUUCGGACAAUGGAGGAUCUGAAUAGACAGCAGUCUACCACCGAUACUUUGUUGGACUUAUUAAACAUUGUUAGAUCAAUGGCUGAGGUUCAAACAGAGCCGCUGCCUAAUUCGUUGUUAGACAUCGGUUCAAAUUCGUUGUUAGACAGCGAUUCAAAUUCACAGCAGGUGGGGUGCGGGUCGGACAGUCAAUCGUUUAAUCCUUCGGAACCAAAUUUUGGGUUAUCCGAAGCCGCUAUUGAGUCUAUCGUAAGAGAGGGUGGGUCUGUUGGUGAUUAUACGGUGGUACCAAGACGCAGAUUUAAUGGUUUGGAGAUACGGCGUCGUAUAAACAUGCGUGUGAUAACCGCUCCAGACCUGGCAGCGUACGCUAUAUUUCUGCAUGAUAUCAUGUCUGAAAUAGUGUCGUUUUCCAGACUGCUGGCCGGCGAUGGGGGCUUAAUCAACAUUACCUUGAGAGGCCCUAGUCUACCCUCUGACGUUAACGCUGUCUUGUCACCUGAUAACGAUUACGAUUUGCACAUAUUCACACAACAACUAGAGAACAUUAUGCAGAGUAAUUCUGACGUACGGGCUGAUGAAUGUCUAGAUCUGUACGUGUCUAUAGCUCGCGGUAAACACGGUGGCGCUUAUCGAAAGAUACGUGAUUUAGCUCAUAACGAGGUGAUUGCCAGAAACAGAAUGAAUCUGUUCUGUCCCAACAACAUAUCUAACAAUCUGUGUUUUGCGAUCUGUCUGUCCCAUUUUCUACAACCGCAUACGCCAUGUAGUGAACUCGAGUCGUUAGCAGCGUCUCUACAGAAAACUGCAGGGUAUUCGGUACAACAAAAGAUAGGGUUUAAUGACAUCACACAAUUUGAACGGUUGUUACAUGUUAAAAUAGUGGUGUUCCAUAGGACAUGUUCUGGUCUGUUGGAACACUUUACGAACAAUGACGAGCCUCAUAAUAAGACCGUGUUCUUGUAUUUACACAACGAACAUUAUUUCUUGAUUAAGAACCUAAAAGCAUUCAUCGGUACACCAUACGUGUGCGAAUACUGCUAUCGUGGUUUUACUAGCCGCAGAGACCACAGGUGUAAAUACGUUUGCGAUGUAUGUAAUGCACCUGAUUGUCAUAAAUACGCUGGCAAAACGAGGCAAUGUCACGAUUGUUUGCGGUACUGCAGAUCAACCUACUGUUACAACGCACAUAAACAAACGCAAACAGGACAACAGUACGCUCAGUGUGAUGUCACUAAAUACUGUCAGAAAUGUAAUAGGCGAUAUCACGUCAACGGAGCAGUACCAAAAAAACAUGUGUGCCCUGCAGAACACUGUAUCCAUUGUAAAGCUGAGUUGGUUAAUGACGGAGUACACCAAUGUUUCAUACAGCCUAUAAAAAUGGAACCACCUAGCGACAAAUACAUUUAUUAUGAUUUUGAGACACAACACACGGACGGUAAACACGUGGCAAAUUUCGUAUGCGCCAUUACAUUUAAAGGGGAAGAGUUCACAGCCGCUGGUACAGACUGUAUAGAUCAACUUGUUAAAAAGUUUAGACAGCCUCAUUAUCAGAAUUACACAUGGGUUGCACACAACGCUUCAGGGUUUGACAAUUUUAUACUAUUGGAAUAUUUUGCAAAAGCAGGGCUAACACUCCAAAUUACUAUGCAAGGCUGUCGGAUCAUCUUAAUGUAUGAUAAGACAUUCAAGCAACGUUUCAUCGAUAGCUACUCUUUCAUCCCUAUGCGUCUGUCCAUGACAUCCGCCGCGUUAAAUCUAACCUGUGCUGAGAAAGGUCAUUCUCCACAUCUGUUCAAUAGAACCGAAAAUGAAGACUACGUAGGCCCAUACCCUGAUAAGCAUUUCUACGGCUAUGAGACAAUGUCUGACAAAGAGAGGGCUCUGUUUGAUGAGUGGUAUGUUACGGUGUCGGGUAAGGUUUUUGAUUUAAAAAAAGAGCUCGCCAUGUACGGCAAGAACGAUGUCGUUUUGCUCCGUGAGGCAUGCAUGAAGUACCGUGACGAAUUCAUACAAUGUACCAAACUCGACCCAUUCAGAUACACCACUUUAGCAGCGUGCUGCAUGGCCGUGUAUAAAACCCACUACCUACCAAAAGACACACUAGCUCUGACCCAUAACAAUGCAUACACAAAUCAGAACAAGACAUAUUCAGCCGUUUCCAUUGAAUGGCUUGAAUAUGUCAAAACAACACGAGGCGUGAACAUUCAGCACGCUUUAAAUCAUGGAGAGAUGGUGAUUGGAAAAUAUCAUCUCGAUGGUUAUUAUGAAAAGGAUGGUGUCAAAUAUGGUUUCGAAUUCAACGGAUGCAUGUUUCACGGGCAUGAAUGUCGUUAUAACCCAAACCAUUUACAUCCGUUAUCAAAAGUGCCCUACGGUUUGCUCAGAAGACAGUUUGAUGAUAAGGUCGAAAUUUUGGAAAAGGCGUAUGGUCUCGAUGUUGAGGUGAUGUGGGAAUGUGAUUGGAAUAACGCUAAACAGAACGAUGUCGCUGUAAUGGCGUUUAUGUCCACUUACAUACAUCCUGAACGAUUGAAACCACGCAACGCGCUAUUCGGUGGUCGUACUAACGCGUACAAAUUGUAUCACAAAGCCCACAAUAGUGAAAAAAUACGAUAUGUCGACUUUACAAGUUUGUACCCCUUUUGCCAGGCCAAAAAAUGUUACCCCAUAGGACAUCCACAAAUAAUUUUCAAGGAUUUUGAACCUCUUGAAAAUUAUUAUGGGUUUGUCAAGGCUACAGUACUGCCACCGCGAAAACUGCUUCACCCCGUCCUUCCCUAUAGGACCGGUGGUAAGCUUAUGUUUCCACUUUGUCGUACAUGCGCCGAACAUCAGAAUCAGACAGACCCGUGUGGUCAUACUGAUGAGGAAAGAGCUAUUUCAGGGUGUUGGGUCAGCAUAGAGCUGUUGAAAGGUGUGGAAAAGGGUUAUAUUGUAACGAACGUGGACGAGGUGUGGCAUUUUCCACAACGGUCAGAAACUUUGUUUUGUGAUUAUGUUAAAACAUUUUUACAAUAUAAACAAGAGGCCAGCGGUUUCCCCGCACACGUUAUGACAGACGCAGACAAGGAAUCCUACAUCUCAGACUACUUUGAGAAAGAGGGGAUUAAGAUGGACGCCGGUAAGAUAAGUCGCAAUCCAGCACGGCGUUCUAUUAACAAACUUCUGCUGAACUCACUUUGGGGUCGUUUCUCCAUGCGUGAAAACUUGCCGUGUACAGAGUUAAUUUCGGAUCCGGAACAAUUUACACAGCACAUAUUCGGUGACGGGUAUGAUGUUAAACACUUUUCCUUCGUUUCAGACAGCGUGGCUCUAAUUCAGUGGUGUUAUGCGGAUGGGAAAGGGGGGCAGACUCGCGACAUCAACAUCUUUCUUGGGGCUUUCACAACAGCUCAUGCCCGUCUAGAACUUUACGAAUUAAUGGACAAAUUGGGUGACAGGCUGUUGUACAGUGACACAGACAGUGUGAUCUUUACAUCUAGAGAGGGCGACUGGGAACCUCCGUUGGGCCCCUAUCUCGGUAAUUUAACUGACGAGGUUGGAGCUGGUGAUCAUAUUGUAGAAUUUUGUUCAGGCGGCCCGAAAACAUACGGCUACCGCACUGCGAAGGGUAAGGUUUGCAUGAAAGCCAAAGGUGUCACGCUCAACGCAGUAAAUUCAAAAGCCAUUAGAUUAGACACCCUGAUUGGACUUGUCGAUCACUACGUCGUGGGGGAGGAUAAUAGUCGUCAUAUACUGGCAUACACAGAUACCAUUGUACGUAAUAAAAAACAAUUCACACUACACAACAGGUCAGUUGUUAAAAAGUUUAAGGUUGUGUACAACAAACGCGUACUGCUCCCAGAUUUCACAACGAUCCCAUAUGGCUUCUGACAAUCUCUUUGGACAUAGGGGUGUGCGAGACACAGAGGGGUUUGAUUUCCGAUUACAUCACCCUUUCUCGUGUGUGAUAAGCGGUCCUUCAAACUCGGGGAAGUCAUAUUUUGUAAAAAUGUUGUUGCAAAAUGCUGUACAUUUGAUUUCUAAAAAAAUUGAAAAUAUUGUGUAUAUUUAUGAUUGUUGGCAACCGUUGUAUGAUGAAUUGUUGAAAAUGUACAAAAUAAAAUUUGUUGAAGGAUUACCACAGACUCUGAAUGAUGAUGCUCUGUUUCCGGCCAACGCUGUUAAUUUGUUAAUCCUCGAUGAUCUGAUGAAAGAGGCCAGCGGGAGCAACGAAGUGGAGAAGGUCUUUACCCAAUAUGUACAUCAUAGAAAUCUUAGCGCUAUUUAUAUUGUGCAGAAUUUAUUUUGCCAAGGGAAAUCCAGUAGGACCAUCAGUUUAAACACAAAUUAUCUAAUGUUGUUUAAAAAUCCCCGAGAUGCUAAUCAAGUAGUGUUCUAGGAAGACAAAUGUAUCCCGGCAACACAAAAUUUUUUAUGGAAUGUUAUCGAGACGCAACCAGCAAGCCUUUCGGGUAUCUGCUGAUUGAUUAUAAAACAAAAACUCCCGAACACUAUCGGCUCAGAACAGAUUUACUUGCGCCACACCCUGUGGUAUAUCUCCAGAAAAGAAGAUAGCGAUAUGUAUGCCAGACUUUGUAG
Molecule: messenger RNA, 8427 nt
Organism: Ictalurus furcatus (blue catfish)
Lineage: Eukaryota; Metazoa; Chordata; Actinopteri; Siluriformes; Ictaluridae
Exons: 2
Coding region: 3721-7719 (1332 amino acids)
Biological process (GO): DNA replication
Molecular function (GO): DNA binding; DNA-directed DNA polymerase activity; nucleotide binding
Source: RefSeq, a predicted model, not a curated record